AUGGGUUUCAUCUCCUGCACCUCAUUUCCGACUGUCAAUUCAAGAAUUCCAUCGACCCAUUUCUUCAAGCAGUCGACUUUAGCAUCUUCAUCCUCACUUAAGUUUGCUUUGAUACGCGAUUAUAAACCCAAUUUCUCAUUGUUUCUCACAACGUGUUCGACAAUGGCGACUCCUAUCCAAGCCUCUUCUUCCUCCACUAUUGGUGAGACCAGUGCUGGCUUGAAGGCCCAGUCUCAAGUUUCAAUUGGGGCAAACGAUUUGCUAAUUGUUGGACCAGGUGUUCUUGGACGCUUAGUUGCAGAACAAUGGAGAGAGGAAUAUCCAGAUUGUCAAAUCUUGGGGCAGACAGUAACAACAAACCAUCAUGAUGAGCUGGAGAAGUUGGGUAUCAAACCAUGUCUUAAAGGAACUGAAUUUGAUGGCAAGUUCUCCUAUGUGAUCUUUUGUGCUCCUCCAUCACAAAGCCCAGACUACGCUGCUGAGCUCAGGAUGGCAGCAUCAAAGUGGAACGGCGAAGGAUCAUUCUUAUUCACAUCUAGUUCUGCACCUUUUGAUUGCUUUGAUAAUGGAGAAUGCAACGAGGAUUCUCCAGUAGUGCCAUUGGGAAAGAGCCCAAGAACCGAUGUGCUUUUGAGUGCUGAAAAAGUAGUCUUGGAAAAUUUGAGCAUUAUGUUUCUCCUGAACUUUCUAUACACAGAGACUAGAGGUGCACAUACGUACUGGUUGAGUAAGGAGACAGUUGAUGCUCGUCCUGAUCAUAUCCUGAAUCUCAUUCACUACGAGGAUGCAGCAUCGCUGGCGGUUGCAAUCAUGAAGAAGAAAGCAGGUGGUCGGAUUUUCUUGGGUUGUGACAACCAUCCUUUGUCAAGGCAAGAGGUGAUGGACCUGAUGGAUCAAAGCGGAAAGUUUGAUAAGAAGUUCAAAGGUUUCACGAGCACCAGUGGUCCUUUAGGGAAGAAGCUGAACAACUCAUGGACACGAGCUGAAAUAGGAUGGGAGCCCAAGUAUCCAAGUUUUGCUCAGUUUCUUGGAGUAUCGAAAUAA
This is a messenger RNA of Microthlaspi erraticum, 1044 nucleotides long. NCBI's taxonomy places the organism in Eukaryota, Viridiplantae, Streptophyta, Magnoliopsida, Brassicales, Brassicaceae. The record is from the annotation of a GenBank genome assembly.